AUGCAAGACUUCUGGCUAUUCGGCUACGGGAGUCUAAUUUGGAAACCUCCACCACACUUUGAUCAGCGCAUUCCGGGCUACAUCGAAGGCUAUGUCCGGCGGUUCUGGCAGCAAGUCUAUUUCAGUGAGGACCAUCGCGGUACACCGAACGCUCCAGGAAGAGUGGUCACGUUGAUUGAAAGGUCAUUCUGGGCAACACUUGACGAUCCCCAACGCCGCACGGAACGAGAUGUUGUUUGGGGUGUCGCCUAUCAUAUCAUACCAUCCAAGGUCGAAGAAGUCAAAGAGUACCUGGACAUUCGCGAGAUAAAUGGGUACAGCAUCCAACAUACGCCUUUCCACCCAGCAGACUCGUCGCUUGCAAGUAUCCACUGUCUUGUCUAUAUUGGUAUGCCUGAUAAUCCCCAGUUUUUGGGUGUCCAACCACCGCAGGACAUCGCCAACACGAUCAACGCCAGCGUCGGCCCGAGUGGGGAGAACAGAGAAUACCUUCUCCAUCUUGAACGAGCCCUGGAAGAACUGUGCCCGGACAGUCAUGAUGAACAUAUCACGGAUCUUGCUCGAAGAGUACGAGCACUUACGCCGCCUCUGAGGGAAAUCCGUCGACCACCUGUACACGACAAUGCUCUGCGCAAGGUGAGGAGCACCGAAGAACAAGAGGAAAUUGAGAAAGAAGGUUGA
Molecule: messenger RNA, 681 nt
Organism: Cladophialophora yegresii CBS 114405
Lineage: Eukaryota; Fungi; Ascomycota; Eurotiomycetes; Chaetothyriales; Herpotrichiellaceae
Product: cation transporter ChaC
Exons: 6
Coding region: 1-681 (226 amino acids)
Biological process (GO): glutathione catabolic process
Cellular component (GO): cytoplasm
Molecular function (GO): gamma-glutamylcyclotransferase activity; glutathione specific gamma-glutamylcyclotransferase activity
Source: RefSeq, a predicted model, not a curated record